This is a messenger RNA of Camelus dromedarius (Arabian camel), 956 nucleotides long. Its product is annotated as carbonic anhydrase 15. The record is from RefSeq and is a predicted model, not a curated record. Gene Ontology annotation, biological process: one-carbon metabolic process. Bases 1 to 942 code for a protein of 313 amino acids. Gene Ontology annotation, molecular function: carbonate dehydratase activity; zinc ion binding. Gene Ontology annotation, cellular component: plasma membrane. NCBI's taxonomy places the organism in Eukaryota, Metazoa, Chordata, Mammalia, Artiodactyla, Camelidae. The transcript has 9 exons.
AUGGCGUGUUGGGUGGCAUUGAGUGGGGUGGUGGUGCGCAGCGACUGGGAAGGUGCCUGGUGCUAUGACUCUCAGGACCCAAAGUGUGGCCCCACCCACUGGAAGGAGAUGGCCCCUGCCUGUGAGGGCCCUGCCCAGUCCCCUAUCAACAUCGAUCUUCACCUGGUCCAGCAGGACCUGACCCUUGGACCCUUCAUCUUCCAAGGCUAUGACUCAGCACCUCCAGGCCCCUGGACACUGGAGAAUGAUGGUCAUACAGUGCUCCUCCACGUGGACACUGGCUCACAGAGCCCCCUGGAGGUGCGGGGUGCCGGACUGCCACCACCUGCCUACCGAGCGCUGCAGCUGCACUUCCACUGGGGGUGCCCCGGGCAAACGGGCUCAGAGCACAGCCUGGAUGGGCAGCAUCGCCCCAUGGAGAUGCACGUGGUCCACAUGAGCACCCGGUACCUGAGCACUGGAGAGGCCCGAGGUCACCCUGACGGCCUGGCAGUGCUGGCCGUGCUCUUGGUGAAGCAGGACUCUGGCAACGCCAACUUCUCGGCCCUUGUGUGGGGCCUCAGGAACAUGUCUGCCCCAGGGGCCUCCAUGAAGCUGGCGUCCACUUUCCCACUGGCCUCGCUGCUGCCGGGCACCUCUGGCCUCUCUCGCUCCUACCGCUAUCAGGGGUCGCUGACCAUGCCUUGCUGCAAGCUUGCGGUGCUCUGGACCAUCUCUGAGGACACUGUCCCCAUUGGGCGUGCACAGGUGGCCCAGUUCCAGACCCUGGCCCAGGCCCCUGGUUCGCACCCGGCGCCGCUAAGGGAGAAUGUCCAGCCGCAGCAGCCUCUCGGUGGGCGCAGGGUCUCAGCCUCCCCCUACACCUCCAUCCAGGCAGCAGCCCCCAACCUGGGCCGAGGGUUUGGGGCUCUGCUGGGCCUGGGGCUCAGCUUAUGGCUCUGAAGGGGGCCCUAGGA